Molecule: messenger RNA, 1115 nt
Organism: Symbiodinium necroappetens
Lineage: Eukaryota; Dinophyceae; Suessiales; Symbiodiniaceae
Source: the annotation of a GenBank genome assembly
GCCACAAGAGCAACAAAGAAUCUAAGAAAGCAAAGAGGAGGAAGCAGAAGCAAAGCGAUUCAGCCUCAAGCCGUGAAGAUGCAAGCGAAGAUGGAGAUGAUAGAUGUGACAGCGAUGAAGAACCUAGAGAUAAGAAGGGCAAGGCAGCAGGUAAAGCCAAGGCCAGGGACAAGAAGCCACGAAAGAAAGGUGGAAGGCGAACAGGCAAGAAUCCAAAGGGGAAGAGCCAGUUUCUGAAGUGCACACAGUGCAAGAAGACAAAGGAUAGGAGCCUGGACUUCCACGCUGACCAAAACAGAUGCAAAGCCUGCAUGGCCGACGUUCGAGCUUUCAGCAGAGCGACUGAGUCCCAGGGCUGCCAGGACAAGAUUCAGGAGCUUUCGAGGUCCGACCCAGCAACCCAUGCCAAGGUCGGAGUGGUGAAAGAAUGGAUAAGGGAAAGGAAAAAAAUGCAGGAAGCUGGCGAGAAAAUCAAGUUCAACAUAUGGGGAUUCGCAAUCAAGAUUCAGCACGCGCAAGGACAGCGCGUCGAAAAUCGCAACCGUAUGAUGUGGAAGGGGUACUUCCUCACGUGGGCGCAGACGGAUGAAGGAGGAUGCCUGUCUGAACAGCAAGCCAAAAACAAGUGGGCUGAGUAUGAACAAGAUGAGAGCCUGCCCAAGGACAACAAGGGACCAGGUGGACACCAGCGAAUUAAAGUGCCGAUGUUCACUGACAUCGUGGACUUCACAGAAUUGCAAAAACAGCGGGAGCUGAAGAAGACCGAGAAACUGAACAGUAAGGCCAUGCAAGACAACAAGAGCAGUACCGCCGGUGUGCGACUCAAGAUGCUGGUGGGUGGAGCCGGGGCUGAGUCGGACUUGGACUGCAUGGGUGCAGCUCAGCAGGCUUGGAAAUCUGUGCACGAGAAGUUGACUUCGAAUCAGCUAGAUGGAGAGCGUGCCUUGGAGCCCGAUGCCGCAGACUUGGCUCUCGACCUGCAGCAUCAGAAGGCACGGCGAGCCAGCGGUGCCAGCAGCGGCCGUCGACCAGAUCCCAGUGAAAGUUCUUACGGCAGCGAGGAGUCCAGCUCUGACGAUGGGGAAGGUGGAGCUGGAGCAGAGGCAGCGUGUUGA